Molecule: messenger RNA, 1413 nt
Organism: Zasmidium cellare ATCC 36951
Lineage: Eukaryota; Fungi; Ascomycota; Dothideomycetes; Mycosphaerellales; Mycosphaerellaceae
Exons: 2
Coding region: 1-1413 (470 amino acids)
Molecular function (GO): hydrolase activity
Source: RefSeq, a predicted model, not a curated record
AUGCCACCCUCUAGCAUCUCCCGCUUCUGGCAUCUCGUCACAUACGCCAUUCCCACCACCUUAAGAUACCUCCUCAACGAUCUCCUAACCCAAGCAUCAUCCGGAUACAUAGAUCUCCAAACAGCCCUCAUGGUCGCAAUGACCAGAACGUUCACGACAGACCCUACACCUGUAUCCAUGGAAGAGGAGCAGCGGAAAAGUAUUGCGUUCGCGAACGUCGACAAGGGCAUCAAAGUCGAGCCGAUGACGUUUGCGUUGUCCGGGAAGAAUAACAUCGCCGAGGCUGUGAGGGGUGCAAUUGUUGGAUUGGGAGGCUGUGAAGGGGAGGAUGUGCCAAAUGCGGCGGCGGUGGAUGUGCGAGCUGAGUGUUUGGUUGAUACUCGUCAGUCGGCUGGGCAUCGAGGGGAGGAUGAGGCCGGCGAUGGUGUGACUUAUAUUUAUCUUCACGGAGGCCAGUUCUACAUGCGAAACGCCGCUGCAUUUCGAGGUGUCGUCUCGAAACUGAUCAAAGACACGCCGGCGAAGUGCGUUUCUAUCGACUAUCGUCUCGCGCCGCAGGACCCCUUUCCAGCACCAUUGGUAGACACGGUCGUAACUUACCUCAGCCUCCUAUAUCCAUCACCGGAAAGUCGCCUCCGUCCUGUGUCUGCUGCAUCCAUAGGCAUAUGCGGCGACAGCUCCGGAGGCAAUCUCGCCAUAGCGUUUCUCCAGCUCUUACUGCAUUGGCAAAGAACCCAGCAGAAGAUCGAGUUCGGUGGCCGUGUCGUUCAAGUCCCCUUACCGGGCGCAGUUGCGAUCCACUCGGGAUACAUGGACCUGGCGAGAUCUCUCCCAUCAGAAGAAGAGAAUCUGGCCUUCGACGUUAUCCCUUCAGCCUUCCAGAACCCAUUCCCUGUUGAGAAGUACAUCCAAGAUACCAUCUGGCCCUGUAACCCACCGCGCCAUCACGUCUACGCUCCGACGAGUCUCAUACCUCACCCGUUGGUCUCGCCCACCGCGGCGACGGAUUGGAGUGAUUGCCCCACAAAGAUCUGGAUCAGCGUCGGCCAAGAAUGUCUUGCGGAUGGGAGUGUUGUCCUAGCAAAGAGCAUGGCGCGUUGUGGCGUUCGUGUCAGGCUCGAAGUUUAUCGUGGCAUGCCGCAUAAUUUCUUGGUCCGGCUUCCCGAUGGAGUCCAGGGGAUGACUUGUGGGGAGAACUGUAGGGAGUUUCUCUUGCGGGAGUGUAGUCUAAAAGCUCAUGCAAAGAGCUAUGGGUCAGAAGGGGAACAAGCAGUUGUUUUUGAGCCCGAUAGCCGAAAACGAGGCGUACCACUGGAGGAACUGGGACCUCAGCUCAGUGCGAGGCAAGUCAGGGAAGGAAUGGAGGAACGCAUUAGAUCAUGGGGAGUUGCGGCCUCCAGAGUUUCGCAUUAG